Molecule: messenger RNA, 912 nt
Organism: Closterium sp. Naga37s-1
Lineage: Eukaryota; Viridiplantae; Streptophyta; Zygnematophyceae; Desmidiales; Closteriaceae
Source: the annotation of a GenBank genome assembly
AUGAGAUGUCCCGUUAGAUUCUUGACCAGACCAGCCGCGGCUCCAGAGACGGAGGGUGUGAACGUGCGAUUUGAUCCAAGCUUCGAUGGCGAACCGGUACUGGCGGUUGGGACGGAGGCUCGGUUGCGUACCGAGGGGAGAGAACAGGGAGAAGGAGAGGGGGAAGAGCCAGGAGUGAGCGAGAAUAGGGUGGAAACGGAGGAGGUUGGUGGAGGAGGGCGAAUGAGACGUGACCGAAGAGGGGGGAAAGAGGAGGUAAAUAAUGAAGGGGGCGGGAGAACGAGUGGAGGGAGGGGAGGAGGAGGAACGGGAGGAUGCGAGGAGGAGGAGGAGGCAGUGGCAGUGAUUGCUGGAGUGCUGAGGGAGAAAUUCGGGCCUCAGAUCAUGAGAGAGGAGGAGGAGGAGGAUUGGUCCAGAAACAGAAGGACUACGGAUGGGGCAGAUAAGGCUAAGGGACGAAAAGAUGAGGAGGAAGGGGAUGGGGAUGAGGAAAUAGAGUGCUCAGAUGUUGAGGAGGAGGAGGAAGGAAACGCCGAGGUAGUCGAUGAGGAGGACGGAAAUGCAGAAGCAGACACAGAAGCGAGUGAGGAGGAUGCACCACCCACCACAUCUCCUCCCACGCGCCCUCCUCCUCCACGCAACAGCCCUCGGGUCGUGUCUCUCUCCUCCCUCCUCUCCCUCUACCGCUUCUUCUCCUCCCACCUCGACAUCUCCUCCCCUUCCACUGUCGCUGCCCUCCUCACCUCCCACCCUUCUCUCCUUCGGUCUGAUCCCACCAAUAACUUGCUGCCACGUGUCCAACUCCUCCAGUCAAUGCAGGCUCGUUCAACGAACCUGGACAUUCUGGUUGAGAGGGCAGGGGUUCCUGUGAACAAGCUAAGCAUGUUGAUCGAGAAAGUGUCAUGCUCUUAA